AUGCUCCGCCGCCCUGCAACAACCCUCGCCAUCACGGCAGAGGACAUUGCAGCCUACGAAGACCGCCGCGCGCGGGAAGUCAUGCUCCGAGAACGCCAGGUCCUGAUCCAGGCCCAACAGCAGCAGCAGCAACAGCAACAACAGCGUAUCUUGCAGCAACAGGUAGCGCAGCAGCAGUUGUCUUCCCCCCAACAACGUCACGCGCAGGCACAGCUGCUGCAGAUGCAGCAGGCGGCGCGGCACCAACAGCAGCAGGACGAGGACAUGACAGCGGAAGACCUGGAGGACUAUGAGGAUCAGCAGCAGGAGAUUCUGCGAAGGCAGCAGGAGAUGUUGAGAGCGCAGAGGGCGCAGCAGCACGGGCGGGCCGGCCUGCAGACGACGCCGACGCCAGGGGAUGGCGGCAGAGGCGGACGGAGUCGGGAGGAGAGGAUCGGAGUUGGUCGACGAGGUCGGUGA
Molecule: messenger RNA, 459 nt
Organism: Colletotrichum truncatum
Lineage: Eukaryota; Fungi; Ascomycota; Sordariomycetes; Glomerellales; Glomerellaceae
Biological process (GO): anaphase-promoting complex-dependent catabolic process
Cellular component (GO): anaphase-promoting complex
Source: RefSeq, a predicted model, not a curated record